AUGAUUUAAACUAAUAUUUCAAGUCUUAUUCAAUAUACACCUAAUCAGAUGUUCUCUCUUAAUAUCCUCAAAAUUUUAGCCAUGAUUUCCAUUUCUAUUAGUCAUUAUGCAAUUAUCAUUGGAUAAAAUCAUAGGCAGAAUAUUAUCAACAGCAAUUUCAUGAUUAUUAUGAUAAACUCAUUAUAUGCUGUUGAUAUAUUCUUUCUUGUUUCAGGUUUCUUACUUGCAAGAAAACUAUUAAAUAACCCAAAUUUCAUUUUAUCUCCUUUCCAAGCCAUUUUCAUCAUUAUUGAUAGAAUAUUUAGAAUAUACCCUUUAUAUUGGAUACUUUUAAUUAUUUACAUCAUAUUACCUAAAUUAUUUACUAAUAUAGGAUAUAAUGAAACUUGUUUAGAUAAUAUUUUCUAUCUUACUACUUUGACACACAAUAUUUUUAAUAAAUUUGGAUGCUUUGAAUGGAGUUGGUACAUAGCUGUAGAAAUCUAAACAUUAAUAUUCUUGUGUUUAUUUCUUCCAAUUAUUAAUCUAAUUGUAAAACAUAUAUUAUUAUAUUAGAAAUCCGUUUUGUUUAAAUCUAAAAUUAAAUAAAAAAAAGUUGAUACUAUUAAAGAUUUACAAAAUUACAUUGUAAUCUUAAUUAUUAUUAUGACAUUAUACAGUAUCAUUAUCUGCAUUUAAAAUAAUUUCAAGAUUUCUUUUUAUGCAAUGACUGAUAAAAACUUUUACUAUAAUUUUUAUUAAAAACCUUAACAUAAAAUGUCCUCUUAUUUAAUAGGAAUAAUUACUGGUUUUAAAUAUGAAAACAAAUGUUAUUCUAAUAUGAGUUAUAAAAUAUUGGCAUUUUUUGCAAUUAUCUUUUCAUUAAUAGGCUGGAUAUUUAUUAAAGAAUACUAGGAAUUUAUACCAGAUUUAAUUUAAAAUAUUUAUUAAUGUUUAUCAAGACCAAUAUUAUGUUUAGGAAUUGUAUUUUCAGGAAUAUUAGAGAUUAAAUCUUCAAAAUUUAUUGAGCAUUUAUUUUAAAUAUUUUCAAAACUUUUAUUUAGCAUUUAUUUAAGUCAUUACUUUCUCUAUUAAAUUAUGAUAGCCAACAAUUUUAUAAAAUUGGGAUUAAUUACAAAUUUUAUUGGUAAUUUAUUUUCUAAUUUUUAGUACAAACGUUUAUUAUAUUUACAGUUUCAUCAUUUAGCUAUGUUUUUAUAGAAUCAAAUCUUAAUUUAUUGAGCCAAAUAUGUUUAAGAUCAAUAUUGCCUCAAUCUAUAAAGAAUGAGAAAUUAAAAAAUUGA
Molecule: messenger RNA, 1283 nt
Organism: Paramecium sonneborni
Lineage: Eukaryota; Ciliophora; Oligohymenophorea; Peniculida; Parameciidae
Source: the annotation of a GenBank genome assembly